Messenger RNA from Metarhizium brunneum ARSEF 3297, 528 nucleotides. RefSeq lists its product as uncharacterized. Gene Ontology annotation, biological process: endosome organization. The record is from RefSeq and is a predicted model, not a curated record. Gene Ontology annotation, cellular component: BLOC-1 complex. Lineage: Eukaryota; Fungi; Ascomycota; Sordariomycetes; Hypocreales; Clavicipitaceae.
AUGACGACCAAUGCUGUGCCGGACACGCAACUAGGUCUCUCACAAGAGGAGAUACAGCUCCUGCGGCAAGGCCAAGCAGCACUCGGAGGGGGAUCGACCAGCUCCCGCACCGCCAGCAGAGCGAGCAGUCAAGGCCUACUACUACUAGACAGCUCCUCUCUUGCUGCUCUGGGAAGGUACUUUGAUCGGUUGAUGGCAAAUAUCGAACAAAACAUACGAUAUCUUAGCGAGCAAGCACAGAUGUUCACCCAAGUACAAUAUGACCGUGCUGGAAAUAUCAUCGACGGCGCCGAUGCAGAAAUUGAGAGAUAUCGGCAGAUUCUAGUGCAACUUGACGAGCUAGAGACGGACUUUGACCGAAUAGCCCAUAUCAAAGAAAUCGUGAAGGGGUAUCGGUCCAGAGUGGAGGAGCUUGAGCGAGACUUGGAAACAAGCGGAACGUCUAGUCGGCACCACAAGCAUUCAUCCCACAAGCAUUCACAUUCCCACUCGCAUAAGCAAGGCUCGUCUCACAGGAGUAGGCACUAA